AGCUGGCCGUCACCUCGCUCCGCCGGACACCACUCAGUCUCUGAUCCCAGACUUUUCUCCUGAUCUCUGCAAUCAUGUCUUCAGUCCUGCAAAAGCUGAUCACCCCCCUGGCCAGCUCCUCCGCUGAGCCUCCCAGGAACAAGGUGACCGUGGUGGGAGUGGGCCAGGUCGGCAUGGCGUGUGCCGUCAGCAUCCUGCUGCGGGACCUGUGUGACGAGCUCGCUCUGGUGGACGUGAUGGAGGACCGCCUCAAAGGGGAGAUGAUGGACCUGCAGCACGGCCUCCUCUUCCUGAAGACGUCCAAGGUGGUCGCCGAUAAAGACUACGCCGUGACGGCCAACUCCCGCCUGGUGGUGGUGACGGCCGGCGUGCGGCAGCAGGAGGGCGAGAGCCGCCUCAACCUGGUCCAGAGGAACGUCAACGUCUUCAAGUGCAUCAUCCCGCAGAUCAUAAAGUACAGCCCCAACUGCACAAUCCUGGUGGUGUCCAACCCCGUUGACGUGCUGACCUACGUGACCUGGAAGCUGAGCGGUCUGCCCAAGCACCGGGUCAUCGGCAGCGGCACCAACCUGGACUCGGCUCGCUUCCGCUACAUGAUGGCCGAGCGCCUCGGCAUCCACGCCAGUGCCUUCAACGGCUGGGUGCUGGGCGAGCACGGAGACACCAGCGUUCCCGUGUGGAGCGGCGCUAACGUCGCCGGGGUCAGCCUGCAGAAGCUGAACCCGGAGAUCGGCACCGACGGCGACAAGGAGCAGUGGAAGGCCACCCACAAGGCCGUGGUGGACAGCGCCUACGAGGUGAUCAAGCUGAAGGGUUACACCAACUGGGCCAUUGGCUUCAGCGUGGCUGACCUGACUGAGAGCAUCGUGAAGAACCUGAGCCGCGUCCACCCCGUCUCCACCAUGGUUAAGGACAUGUUCGGCAUCGGCGAGGAGGUCUUCCUGUCUCUGCCCUGCGUCCUGAACGGCAGCGGCGUCGGCAGCGUGGUGAACAUGACCCUGACGGACGCGGAGGUGGCCCAGCUGAAGAAGAGCGCCGACACCCUGUGGGGCAUCCAGAAGGACCUGAAGGACCUGUGAACACGUCCACCCCACCGUGCAGAAGACCCCCGUCGUCUCACAGCCUUCCUUCGUUUUUCUAUCGUCCCGUUUUCAGACUUUAACGCCCUUACUGUAGGAAGCUAUGAGUGCCUUUUAGAGCCGAGGCAGGGAGGAUUUGGAAAUUCUAUCGCUAUGUAUCAGUGCUGCAGUCUGUCGCUCAUAGGUUACCGUCGCUCUAAAUCCACUGAUGUGAUUCCUAAAGUAAGAUGUCGGCUUCCAAACCGCUCGUUGGCUUCUUCUUCUCCCGUGUUUUGUGUUGCCGACUCCUACUAGCCUUCUCAGGAAGGGUUCCUACGUGUGGCUUUGACGAUCAAACACCUUCCAAAGGCUCUUUAUCUGUCGUUUCUACUGAUCUCACUUGACUCCUCUUAGCUGCAGGGAUUUUCCUAGUAAGAGCUCACAACUGCCCUGAAAGACCCUUAAAGUCCAACUGCGGUGUUCCUCUGGCCUCAUACUCGGCUGUAUGUUGACAGAGCAGCACAGUGAACCAGUCGCAUUGGAAACAUUGUUAAAGUGAGGGGAAACCAGUUUGUCAUAAGAUGUGUUGGAAUAAUAAAUAUGGUCACAAAGGG
Molecule: messenger RNA, 1672 nt
Organism: Fundulus heteroclitus (mummichog)
Lineage: Eukaryota; Metazoa; Chordata; Actinopteri; Cyprinodontiformes; Fundulidae
Gene: ldhba
Product: lactate dehydrogenase Ba
Biological process (GO): carboxylic acid metabolic process
Cellular component (GO): cytoplasm
Molecular function (GO): L-lactate dehydrogenase (NAD+) activity
Source: RefSeq, marked provisional